AUGGACAUCGAAGCUCGAGAAGUCGACCCACUCAUUCCGAAUUCAGAUACUCAUCGUAGAACUGGCAAAUUCUCCUCGGCUCCGAAUUUUACAUGUAUUGAGAUUGCCCUUCUUUUAAAUGUAUUUCUCUCGGGGUUUGAUGCCACCGUGACAGCGUCGACCUAUACCACUAUUGGAAACGAGUUUGGAACUGCUAGGUUUGCUUCGUGGAUAACCACCUCUUAUCUCAUAACUUCGACAGCGUUUCAGCCUCUCUAUGGCUCACUCUCUGAUGUUGUUGGAAGAAGGGUGUGUGUUUUCUUUGCCUUGUCUUUUUUUUUGGUGGGCUGUUUUGGAUGUUCUGUAGCCCCAACGUUUUUAUUUUUAAACAUAAUGAGAGGAAUAACAGGUAUUGGAGGAGGGGGGCUUCUAACCCUUGCAACAAUUAUUCAUUCAGAUAUUAUUUACCCUGAGAAAAGAGGAUUGUUUCAGGCGUUUCAGAAUUUGACUCUUGGAUUUGGCUCUAUUUGUGGUGCCUCAUUGGGAGGUUACAUAUCCAGCAUAGUGGGGUGGAGGUUUUGCUUCCUCUUGCAAUGUCCACUUACUGCGUUCAGUAUUUUAGUUGCCUAUUCUUAUGUUAAUAACCAACGAGGGUUCCAGGAGCUUCAUAUCAGCAAGCUUCUCACCAAAGUCGAUUUGAAGGGAGCUGUCUUGAUAUUCCUUGCAAUCUCGUCGCAGCUUCUUGUUCUCACGUUGGGAGGCAAUGAAUUAGCAUGGACCGACUACAGAUUGAUUGGACUUGGUUUUUUGAGCUUGCUUUUGACAUUGGUGUUUAUUGAUGCCGAAAACAAAACCACUGCUGUUCCAAUCAUCAAGUUACUGGACUACAAAGAUCUUUUCAGCAUCCUGCAACUUGCAAUCAAUUUCUUAAUAGGAUUGGCCGCCUUUGCCUAUCUUUUCACGCUUCCAUUGUUGUUCCAGCUUGAAUUUGGAGACACAGCAUCUGCGGCAGGCUUUCGCUUAAUGCUACCAGCACUUUCAACACCUAUUGGAGGAUUGUUAGCUGGUUUGUUAAUGGAGCGAUAUAAGCUACUCAGGAGCCUUGCAAUUUCUGGCAUUUUCACAAUGUUAGUCGGGAACCUGCUUAUUCUUACGGUUACUAACUCUACGAGAAAGUGGGUUUUGAAUUUUCUUCUCAUGCCUGCAAACUUAGGACAGGGACUUGCAUAUCCCAGUAGUCUCUUCACAUUCAUUUUUGCUCAUGGAAUUGAACAUCAAGCAUCCUCAACGGCUACAGUCUACGUGUUGAGAAGUAUAGGUGGAGUGUGGGGAGUUACUGGUUCGUCUCUCAUUAUACUGAAACUCACCCGUGCGAGAAUUUCAAGGCAUUUGAAAGAUUAUGGAUUGAAGCAUCGUGAAGUCAAGACCAUAGUGAAACGCAUCAGUCAAUCAAUUGCCUCUAUUCAGGAUCUACCUCCAGAUAUCAAGUCGCUAGUGUUGAAAGAUUACGUUUCUGCAAUCAAAGUGUCGUUUCUUAGCCUGUGUUCUCUUUUGCUUGGCACAGUUCGGCAAGAGAAAGCCACAGAUGCCACACGCCUAAACUAUGGCAUCGGUUCGUGCAUGCGAGCCGUUACAUAUCUUAAUUAG
This is a messenger RNA of Meyerozyma guilliermondii ATCC 6260, 1626 nucleotides long. RefSeq lists its product as uncharacterized. The transcript has a single exon. Gene Ontology annotation, biological process: transmembrane transport; basic amino acid transport. Bases 1 to 1626 code for a protein of 541 amino acids. Gene Ontology annotation, molecular function: basic amino acid transmembrane transporter activity. The record is from RefSeq and is a predicted model, not a curated record. Gene Ontology annotation, cellular component: fungal-type vacuole membrane. NCBI's taxonomy places the organism in Eukaryota, Fungi, Ascomycota, Pichiomycetes, Serinales, Debaryomycetaceae.